Messenger RNA from Lepus europaeus (European hare), 7241 nucleotides. RefSeq names its product myosin IXB (gene MYO9B). The transcript is spliced from 39 exons. Gene Ontology annotation, cellular component: myosin complex. Gene Ontology annotation, biological process: intracellular signal transduction. Bases 31 to 6405 code for a protein of 2124 amino acids. Lineage: Eukaryota; Metazoa; Chordata; Mammalia; Lagomorpha; Leporidae. The record is from RefSeq and is a predicted model, not a curated record. Gene Ontology annotation, molecular function: GTPase activator activity; protein binding; ATP binding.
GAGGCAUGCUGAGGCCCGGCGGCCGGCAGGAUGAGUGCGCGCGAGGCGGGCAGCUCCGGCCGCCGGGAGCAGGCGGCCUACCACCUGCGCAUCUACCCCCGGCUGUCAGCCACCGAGAGCCAGGCCUCGUGCCGCGUGACCGCCACCAAGGACAGCACCUCGGCCGACGUCAUCCGCGCCGCCAUCGCCAGCCUGCGGCUCGACGGCACCAAGUGCUACGUGCUGGUGGAGGUCAAGGAGUCCGGCGGGGAGGAGUGGGUGCUGGACGCCAGCGACUCCCCGGUGCACCGCGUGCUGCUGUGGCCGCGGCGGGCGCAGGAUGAGCACCCGCCCGAGGACGGCUACUACUUCCUGCUGCAGGAGCGCAACGCCGACGGGACCAUCAAGUACGUGCACAUGCAGCUGGUAGCGCAGGCCACGGCCGCCCGGCGCCUGGUGGAGCGGGGCCUGCUGCCACGGCCCGAGGCCGACGUGGACGACCUGUGCAACCUCCCCGAGCUGACGGAGGGCCGCCUGCUGCAGAACCUCAAGCAGCGCUUCCUGCGGCAGAAGAUCUACACGUACGCGGGCAGCAUCCUGGUGGCCAUCAACCCCUUCAAGUUCCUGCCCAUCUACAACCCCAAGUACGUGAAGAUGUACGAGAACCAGCAGCUGGGCAAGCUGGAGCCGCACGUGUUCGCGCUGGCCGACGUGGCCUACUACGCCAUGCUGCGCAAGCGCGUCAACCAGUGCAUCGUCAUCUCGGGGGAGAGCGGCUCGGGCAAGACCCAGAGCACCAACUUCCUGAUCCACUGCCUCACCGCCCUCAGCCAGAAGGGCUACGCCAGCGGCGUGGAGCGCACCAUCCUGGGAGCUGGCCCCGUGCUGGAGGCCUUCGGAAACGCCAAAACAGCCCACAACAACAACUCGAGCCGGUUCGGGAAGUUCAUCCAAGUCAACUACCUGGAGAGCGGCAUCGUGAGAGGAGCUGUCGUGGAAAAAUACCUGCUGGAGAAGUCUCGCCUGGUGUCCCAGGAGAAGGAUGAGCGGAACUACCACGUGUUUUAUUAUUUGUUGCUCGGUGUCAGCGAGGAGGAGCGCCAAGAAUUCCAGCUCAAGCAGCCCGAAGAUUAUUUCUACCUCAACCAGCAUAACUUGAAGAUUGAAGACGGGGAGGACCUGAAGCACGACUUUGAGAGACUCCAGCAGGCCAUGGAGAUGGUGGGCUUCCUGCCCGCCACCAAGAAGCAGAUCUUCUCCAUGCUCUCGGCCAUCCUGGACCUGGGCAAUGUCACGUACAAGAAGAGAGCCACAGGCCGCGACGAAGGCCUGGAGGUCGGGCCCCCAGAGGUCCUGGACACGCUGUCCCAGCUCCUGAAGGUGAAGCGCGAAAUCCUGGUGGAGGUCCUGACCAAGAGGAAAACGGUGACGGUCAAUGACAAGCUCAUCCUGCCCUACAGCCUCAGCGAGGCCGUCACCGCCCGCGACUCCAUGGCCAAGUCGCUGUACAGCGCCCUGUUCGACUGGAUCGUGCUGCGCAUCAACCACGCGCUCCUCAACAAGAGAGACGUGGAGGAGUCGGUCUCGUGCCUGUCCAUCGGGGUCCUGGACAUCUUCGGCUUCGAAGACUUCGAGAGGAACAGCUUCGAGCAGUUCUGCAUCAACUACGCCAACGAGCAGCUGCAGUACUACUUCAACCAGCACAUCUUCAAGCUGGAGCAGGAGGAGUACCAGGCCGAGGGGAUCACGUGGCACAACAUUGACUACACUGACAACGUGGGCUGUAUCCACCUCAUCAGCAAGAAGCCCACAGGCCUCUUCUACCUGCUGGACGAGGAGAGCAACUUCCCCCACGCCACCAGUCAGACGCUGCUGGCCAAGUUCAAGCAGCAGCAUGAGGACAACAAGUACUUCCUGGGCACCCCGGUCCUGGAGCCGGCGUUCAUCAUCCAGCAUUUCGCCGGGAAAGUGAAAUACCAGAUCAAGGACUUCCGGGAGAAGAACAUGGACUACAUGCGGCCCGACAUCGUGGCCCUGCUGCGGGGCAGCGACAGCUCCUACGUGCGCGAGCUCAUCGGCAUGGACCCAGUGGCCGUCUUCCGCUGGGCCGUGCUGCGCGCCGCCAUCCGCGCCAUGGCCGUGCUCCGCGAGGCCGGGCGCCUGCGGGCCGAGAGGGCCGAGAAGGCCGCAGCAGACAUGGGCAGUCCUGGCAGCCGAAGCCACGCGGGGGAGCCACCGAAAGGAGCCUGCACGCCGUCGGAAAAGCUGUACCGCGAUUUGCAUAACCAAAUCAUCAAGAGCAUCAAGGGGCUGCCGUGGCAGGGCGAGGACCCGCGGAGGCUCCUCCAGGCCCUGGGUCGGCUCCCGAAGCCCUGCACCUCCGUCCUGAAGAGUAAAGGUAUCAAACCAAAGCAGAUCAUCCCUAAGAACCUGCUGGACUCCAAGUCCCUGAAGCUGGUCAUCAGCAUGACCCUGCACGACCGCACCACCAAGUCGCUGUUGCACCUGCACAAGAAGAAGAAGCCGCCCAGCAUCAGCGCCCAGUUCCAGACGUCACUCAACAAGCUCCUGGAGGCGCUGGGCCAGGCCGAGCCUUUCUUCAUCCGCUGCAUCCGCUCCAACGCCGAGAAGAAGGAGCUUAGCUUCGACGAGGAGCUGGUGCUGCAGCAGCUGCGCUACACGGGCAUGCUGGAGACCGUGCGCAUCCGGCGCUCUGGCUACAGCGCCAAGUACACCUUCCAGGAUUUCACGGAGCAGUUCCAGGUUCUGCUGCCCAAGGACGCCCAGCCGUGCCGGGAGGUCAUCUCGGCCCUGCUGGAGAAGAUGGCCAUAGACAAGAGGAGCUACCAGAUCGGGAAGACCAAGGUCUUCCUCAAGGAGACGGAGCGCCAGGCCCUGCAGGAGACGCUGCACCGGGAGGUGGUGCGCCGGAUCCUGCUGCUGCAGAGCUGGUUCCGCAUGGCACUGGAGCGCCGGCACUUCCUGCACACCAAGCGGGCGGCCGUCACCAUCCAGGCCUGCUGGAGGUCCUACCGUGUCCGCCGGGCGCUGGAGCGCACGCAGGCCGCCGUGUUCCUCCAGGCCGCCUGGAGGGGCUACCGGCAGCGUGCAGCCUACCGGCGCCAGCGCCAGAGCAUCAUCCGCCUGCAGAGCCUGUGCCGGGGCCACCUGCAGCGCCGGAGCUUCAGGCUGAUGCUGGCGGAGCAGCGGAGGGCGGAGGAGCAGGCGCGGGCGGCUCAGGCCGCGGAGCCGGGAACCUCGGAGGGCCCGGCCGCCAGCACGGGGCAGGCGGCUGAGCAGGGCACGGAGGCGGCAGAGGACAGUGGGCACCCGGCUCCAGGGCCUGAGGCACAGCCCAGGGAUGAGCCCCCGGCCGGGCCCUCCCCACCAGGCACGGAGGCCAGGGGCACCGAGAAGCCUCUCCCGGCCCAGAAGCAUGUGGCAGCCGAGGGCCCGGAGAAGGUCCCCAGGGGCCGGGAGAAGCGCGAGUCACGGCGGCAGAGGGGGCUGGAGCACGUGGAGCUGCAGAACAGGCACAGCCAGGCCUGCAGGGACGAGAGGGGCCUCAAGGAACCUUCCGGAAGGGCCACCCGCGAGCCAGGCCAGAGCCCCCCGGGAAGCGCACCGGCGCAGGGAGACGAGACCCCCGCAGGGACAGGGCCCGAAACCCAGGCCGCGGCUCCUGAACAACCCGCGGAGCCGCCUCAGGCUGUGGCUGGCACCAGAGUCUCUGGGGAGACCGAGAAGGCGCCCCCCGGCGGCAGCCCGAGGCCCAGCCGUGCAGAGCGGCCCACCAGCCUGGCCCUGGACAGUAGGAUCUGCCCGCCGGCCCCCCGCAGCACCCCUGAAACCCCCAAGGCUCAGGACAAGCUCGAGAGCCCCGGGGGUCCCACCCAGAUCCAGCGGUACCGGGACCCGGACGCCGAGCGGCUGGCCAACGCCGUGGAGCUGUGGCGGGGCAAGAAACUGAUGGCUGCCGGCCCCAGCACCAUGCUGAGCCACUCUCUGGACCUGACCGAGAGGCAGCCUGCCCUCACGCCCUCAGAGGAGAAGCGCGUGUGCUUGUCGGCCAGCGACAUCUCCGGGCUGUCCCCGGCCAAGGCCCAGCCCCCAGCGGACAGCGCCGACGGGGAGCCGAGCAGCAAGAAGCCGGCCGUGCAGAAGAAGAAGUCAGGCGACGUGUCCUCCGGCCCGGAUGCAGGGCUGUCCCCCGGGUCCCAGGUCGACUCUAAGUCCACUUUUAAGAGACUGUUCCUGCAUAAGACCAAGGACAAGAAAUACAGCCUGGAGGGCGUGGACGAGACCGAGCCGACAGCGCUGGGCCACGGGGCGCCGGAAGCCGCCAGCAAGAGGGGUCCCGAAGCGGCCGACAAGCAUGCCAAGGAGCCCGGGGGCAAAGGGAAGAAGAGCCGGAACCUGAAGGUGGGCAAGAUCACCGUGUCUGAGAAGUGGCGGGAGUCGGUGUUCCGCAAGAUCACCAACGCCAACGAGCUCAAGUACCUGGACGAGUUCCUGCUCAACAAGAUAAACGACCUGCGUUCCCAGAAGACCCCCAUCGAGAGCUUGUUCAUCGAAGCCACCGAGAGGUUCAGGAGCAGCAUCAAGACCAUGUACUCCGUGCCCAACGGCAAGAUCCACGUGGGCUACAAGGACCUGAUGGAGAACUACCAGAUCGUGGUGGGCAACCUGGCGGCCGAGCGCGGCCAGAAGGACACCAACCUGGUCCUCAACCUCUUCCAGUCGCUGCUGGACGAGUUCACGCGCGGCUACACCGCCAAGGGCGACGCGGAGCCGGCCAAGCACAGCAAAGCUCAGAAGAAGAAGCGGAAGCAGGAGCGCUCUGUGCAGGAGCACCACGGGCACGUGUUCGCCAGCUACCAGGUGAGCAUCCCGCAGUCCUGCGAGCAGUGCCUCUCCUACAUCUGGCUCAUGGACAAGGCCCUACUGUGCAGCGUGUGCAAGAUGACUUGUCACAAGAAGUGCCUGCACAAGGUCCAGAGCUACUGCUCCUACACGUGCGGCAGGAAGAGCGAGCCGGGCGCCGAGCCGGGCCACUUCGGCGUGUGCGUGGGCAGCCUGACCAGCGACAAGGCCUCGGUGCCCGUGGUCCUGGAGAAGCUGCUGGAGCACGUGGAGAUGUACGGGCUGUACACGGAGGGCCUCUACCGCAAGUCGGGCGCCGCCAACCGCACGCGGGAGCUGCGCCAGGCUCUGCAGACAGACCCCGCGGCCGUGAAGCUGGAGAAGUUCCCCAUCCACGCCGUCACGGGCGUGCUGAAGCAGUGGCUGCGCGAGCUGCCCGAGCCGCUCAUGACCUUCGCCCAGUACGGCGACUUCCUGCGCGCUGUGGAGCUGCCCGAGAAGCAGGAGCAGCUGGCCGCCAUCUACGCCGUGCUGGAGCACCUGCCCGCGGCCAACCACAACUCGCUGGAGCGGCUCAUCUUCCACCUUGUCAAGGUGGCCCUGCUGGAGCACGUGAACCGCAUGUCGCCGGGGGCGCUGGCCAUCAUCUUCGCGCCCUGCCUGCUGCGCUGCCCCGACACCGCCGACCCGCUGACCAGCAUGAAGGACGUGCUCAAGAUCACCACGUGUGUGGAGAUGCUGAUCACGGAGCAGGUGAGGAAGUACAAGGAGAAGAUGGACAACAUCACCCAGCUCGAGGCCGAGGAGAGCAUCGCCUUCCGCCGGCUCUCUCUGCUACAGCAGAGUGGGCCAUGGCCUCUCACACUGGGGUUCUCGUCUCCCUAUGCGGGGGUCCUGAGCAAGAGCCCCCAGGAGCCGGGCAGCCAGGGCGGCCUGGAGGAGCUGGAGGCGCUGCCGGAGGAGACGGCGGCCGGCGGCGAUGAGGACCGCGAGAAGGAGAUCCUGAUGGAGCGCAUCCAGUCCAUCAAGGAGGAGAAGGAGGACAUCGCCUACCGGCUGCCCGAGCUGGACCCCAGGGGCUCGGACGAGGAGAACCUGGACUCGGAGACGUCGGCCAGCACCGAGAGCCUACUGGAGGAGCGGGCUGGGCGCGGGGCCGCGGAAGGGCCCCCCGCGCCUGCUCUCCCCUGCCCCGGGGCGCGCGCCCCGAGCCCCCUCCCCCCGGCGGCCGCCCCUGCGCGGCGAAGGCCGUCAUCCUUCGUCACGGUCCGAGUGAAGACCCCCCGGCGGACCCCCGUCAUGCCCACGGCCAACAUCAAGCUCCCGCCCGGCCUGGCUGCGCACCUGCCAGGCCAGGGGCCGGGGGCCGUGCGGCGCCGCGAGCCGCCGGCCCGCCGCCCGGACCUGGUGCACUCGGUGUACGGCGCGCCCGGGGCGCACACGCCGGCCCAGGGCGCCCUCGGGGCGCCCUCGGAGGACGCCCGGCCUCCCGGGGCCCAGCGGAGGUACUCGGACCCCCCAAUGUACUGCGUGCCGCCCGCCUCGGGCCAGGCCCACGGCUGAGCCCUGUGGCCCGGGGACAGAGCUGCGAAGCCGGGGCGUCGGCCCCGCAAGGAUCCAGAAGGAGCUGCUCCGGGAGCACCCCGCGGUGGGUGGAGCCAAGGCCCGGCCGGGCAGGGAGGGGGCGGGCGCUGGUGCCCCUGGCCCGGCCCUGAGCUCCAGUCCUGGGCCCUGGGCGGCCUUGUGUCUCCCCCACCCCUUUUUGUACGUUUCUAGUAACUCUUUGUACGUGGUUUACAUAACUCAGCUGUAACAGCCGGACCGAAGACCAAACUUUUUUAUACGCGCGCGUGUACAAACUCCUAUGUGAGGCCCGGGCCCGGGGCUCCUGGGCACCCACGGGCGUGCACUCCAGGGGCCGGUGGCACCAGGGCUCGGGCCAGGGGCAGACAGGCCCGGGAAGUGGCCCCCGCGCCCUCUGGACAGCAGGAGCCAGGGACUCGGACGCUGGGGUGGGCACGGUGGGCAGGGCCCUGCAGGACCCCCACCCCAGCCAGGGGUGCCGGAGGCACUCGGACACGUGGCUGCAGGGCUGGGACCAAGGUGUGAAAUAAAACGUGUCUGAGACACCCAGUGUGAGGUUCCUGCUCGGGUCCCAGGCAGGGGCGCUGUGGGAGCUCCGUGGGGGUGCCCCGUGGAGCUGGUGCGGGGAGGGGGCACUGGGCCGUCCACACCCCACUCCAGCUCCCCGAGGCAGCGGUGGGGGCUUAGGUAGCGGGGCCCCUGCACCCACGUGGGAGAUGGGAGAGCUCCUGGCUGGGCCAGCUCCAGCCACUGUGGCUAUUUGGGGAGCGGACCAGCGGACGGAAGACCUCUCUCUCUCCAACUCUGCCUUUCAA